AUGGUCUCUCCAAAGCUUUCUCGCUUCCUAUCAGACUUCACACUCGGCUUCUCAGAUGGCCUCACCGUGCCAUUCGCCCUGACAGCGGGCCUGAGCUCACUCGGCCGUAGCGAAACAGUCAUCUAUGCCGGCCUUGCGGAGCUAUGUGCGGGAUGUAUCAGCAUGGGGAUUGGAGGUUACCUGGCGGCGCGAGACUCUUCACACGAUGACUCUCGGAGGGUGCAGUCGCUGCCGGUAGAUGAGGAGGAACAGGGCAUGUUGUCAGUGGCGGGAAGACACAGCGAGGAUGAAACCGAGGACGAGAAGCGCUGCACAGACGAACCAGUAGAUGAAGACGAAGUAGUGCUCCAGUAUCUACAACCGUUAGGCUUACCCGAGACGACCGUCGCGAUGGUGAUCGAGGCCGUGAGAUCUCAAUCGGGAGGGUCAGGUUGGGCUUCGGAGAGGAUUAAGGGCGCGCAAGCCAGCCGACCCGAAAACUUCGUCGAAAUUAACAUCAUCGAAACGAGCCGCCUACAGGUAUCGCCAAUGUUUUCGGGCCUGUCCAUCUCCCUUGGGUAUCUCUGCGGCGGGCUAAUGCCUCUACUGCCGUACUUCUUUGCCUCAAGCGUGGGUCGCGGGCUUCUGUGGAGCAUUAUCGUCUGUCUCAUCGCCUUGUUCGCCUUUGGAGCUGGAAAAAGCUGGCUGUUGGGGGAUGGGCAGACAUCACGGAUACGGUGUCUUUGGGAAGGACUCCAAAUGCUGUUGUUCGGUUGUUGCGCUGCGGGGGCUGCGGUCUUGUGUGUACGAUUGGUAGAUCAGAAGUGGACGUGA
Molecule: messenger RNA, 813 nt
Organism: Colletotrichum godetiae
Lineage: Eukaryota; Fungi; Ascomycota; Sordariomycetes; Glomerellales; Glomerellaceae
Product: Ccc1 family
Exons: 1
Coding region: 1-813 (270 amino acids)
Biological process (GO): intracellular manganese ion homeostasis
Cellular component (GO): fungal-type vacuole membrane
Molecular function (GO): iron ion transmembrane transporter activity; manganese ion transmembrane transporter activity
Source: RefSeq, a predicted model, not a curated record